This is a messenger RNA of Penicillium nucicola, 1122 nucleotides long. RefSeq names its product putative C2H2 transcription factor (Con7). The transcript has 4 exons. Gene Ontology annotation, biological process: regulation of DNA-templated transcription. The record is from RefSeq and is a predicted model, not a curated record. NCBI's taxonomy places the organism in Eukaryota, Fungi, Ascomycota, Eurotiomycetes, Eurotiales, Aspergillaceae. The coding region runs from base 1 to 1122 and encodes 373 amino acids.
AUGGACACCCGGCCCGCUUCCGAGUACGCACAGCCAGAUCAAACUUCGGCUGCUGCCAGUGCUCACUACACCCCGCAGCCCGAGGUCCGCCCAGCCUACACGCCACAACCUGAAGUGCGACCUAACAUUUCGUCGUCCAACACCCCUCAGUCGGACUACGGUCUGAACCCUCCACCCACCGCCCGCUCCCCGGCCUACCACCAGGACUACCUCCACCGCCCACCCCAAUCCUACGCUCCCAACUCUCAACCCGGUGGCGCGGCAGGUAUGGCUCAAGCAACAAGUCCGUUCAACCUGCCUACGGGCCCGCGCAGUCCGAUCCAUAAAUCUGACGCGCCCGUUCCUAUAGAUCCUUCUCUUCCGGCCAACAGCCCCACCUAUCCUCCUCCCUAUUCUCCCUACCAACCUCAGGGGCACGAGAUGGCUCAGUACCAGGGCCACGCGCCGCCGCCGCACCAGAUGUACGCGCGCCCGGACUGGCCGCACAGCUACGGACAGCAACAUCACGGAUUGCCCGGUCCGUAUGCUUCACCCGCUACAACGGUUGGUUCUACAUCCCCUGUUGCCGCCACUGCAGGGCCGCGCCCUGGACAGGUCUACUCUUUCGUCCCAAUUCCGGGUGCGCAGCAGCACAAGCGUCCUCGUCGUCGCUACGAGGAAAUCGAGCGCAUGUACAAGUGCGGAUGGCAGGGCUGUGAGAAGGCUUAUGGCACUCUGAACCACUUGAAUGCACACGUGACGAUGCAGUCCCACGGCGCGAAGCGCACUCCUGAAGAAUUCAAGGAGAUCCGCAAGGAAUGGAAGGCUCGCAAGAAGGAAGAGGAGGCUCAGCGCAAGGCCGUUGAGGAGCGUGAGCGCGCCGCCGCCCAAGCUGCCCAGGCCAACCAGGUCGAGGCCCCGAACCCUUCGGAUCCUUCCCAUGGCCAGCCACCUGCCUAUGGCAGUGGUGUUCGUCCUCAACUCCCUCCUAUCGGCUACCAGCCUGCGGACAGUCAGGUCCCAGGCCAGUACGGCGCUCCCCCUGGUGGGGGCAUGGUCUACCAGAACGGACAGAUGGGCUACCCUCCCAACUACCCUCACUCUCCCUACCAGAGCGGACCAGUGUACCCGCAACGUGAGUAA